Molecule: messenger RNA, 2155 nt
Organism: Ostrinia nubilalis (European corn borer)
Lineage: Eukaryota; Metazoa; Arthropoda; Insecta; Lepidoptera; Crambidae
Gene: Sgsh
Product: N-sulphoglucosamine sulphohydrolase
Exons: 10
Coding region: 10-1548 (512 amino acids)
Biological process (GO): glycosaminoglycan catabolic process; heparan sulfate proteoglycan catabolic process
Molecular function (GO): glycosaminoglycan binding; N-acetylglucosamine-6-sulfatase activity; N-sulfoglucosamine sulfohydrolase activity
Source: RefSeq, a predicted model, not a curated record
GCUAACAACAUGGCUCGAGCACCGGCCACUGUUUUAUUUUUGAUUUUGAUUAUAGUUACAGAAACAGUACUAUCGAAUAAGGCAAAAAAUGUGCUGGUAUUAUUAGCGGAUGAUGGUGGCUUUGAAAUCGGAGCAUAUAUGAACAAAAUAUGCCAGACUCCGAAUAUAGACGGCCUGGCACGAAGGGGCGUGAUAUUCAACAACGCAUUUACAUCCGUAAGCAGCUGUUCGCCAAGCCGUGCGGCGCUGCUCACGGGGACCCCGAGCCACCAGAAUGGCAUGUACGGGCUGCACCACGGCGUGCACCACUUCUCCUCCUUCGACAACGUGUCCAGCCUGCCCGCCGUGCUGCGCGAGCACGGCGUUAUGACCGGCAUCAUCGGCAAGAAGCACGUGGGCCCCGCCGACGUGUACCGCUUCGACUACGAGCAGACUGAGGAGAACAACCACAUCGACCAGGUCGGCCGCAACAUCACGCACAUCAAGCUGCUCGCAAGGGAGUUCCUGGCUGACGCCAAUACCAAAAACAAGCCUUUCUUUCUCUACGUGGGUUUCCACGACCCGCACCGCUGCGGCCACGGCGAGCCGCAGUACGGGCCCUUCUGCGAGCGCUUCGGCUCGGGCGAGCCGGGCAUGGGGCUCAUCCCCGACUGGAAGCCCUGGUACUACCAGUGGGACGAGGUGCAGCUGCCCUUCCAUAUACAGGACACGGAAGCGGCCAGGAGAGAUGUGGCGGCACAGUACACCACGAUGUCUAGGCUGGAUCAGGGCGUCGCCCUGAUCCUGAAGGAGUUAGAAGCGGCCGGGCACGGCGACGACACGCUCAUCAUAUACACUUCAGAUAACGGCAUACCGUUCCCCUCCGGCCGGACCAACUUCUACGACCCCGGGGUCAGGGAGCCGCUGAUCAUGGUGUCCCCGGAGGCCACGGCGCGUCGCAACCAGGCCUCGGGCGCCAUGGUCAGCCUGCUGGACCUCAUGCCCACGGUGCUGGACUGGUUCGGGGUCGCGAGGGACGAGGUGCAAAGCAACGAGAUCUGGGGGCCCGACCAGCCGAAGAGUUUGCUGCCUAUAUUGGAGAAGGAGCCCGCGCCGUCGGCGGACGAGGCGGUGUUCCUGUCGCAGACGCACCACGAGGUGACGAUGUACUACCCGAUGCGCGGCGUGCGCACGCGCCGCCACAAGCUCGUGCACAACCUCAACUUCGCCAUGCCCUUCCCCAUCGACCAGGACCUCUACGUCUCGCCCACCUUCCAGGAUAUCCUGAACCGCACGCGCGGCAAGCAGCCGCUGCCGUGGUACAAGACGUUGAAGCAGUACUACUACCGGCCGGAGUGGGAGCUCUACGACCUCCGCGUCGACGCUGCCGAGACCAACAAUCUGCAUGGCAAGCCGUCGCUGGCGGGCGUGGAGGCGGCGCUGCGCUCGCGGCUGGCGGCGUGGCAGCGCAGCACGCGCGACCCCUGGCGGUGCGCGCCCGCCGCUGUGCUGGAGCGCGACGCCUGCCGCAGCCUCGACAACGGCCUGCCGCUCCACCACCCGCGCUAACCGCCCGCCGCGACCGACACAUGUCUCGACCUUCGAUACUCCGACCUAGGCUUUACUUUACAUGAGUAAACUUGGGCAACUCCUGAAUGGCGGUGGUGAAGCGUGAGACGACUGUUCUUUGUUAUGAAUACGCUAUGAUGACUCGCCGCUAGAACUCGCUUUACUCGGAUAUAAUGGUGAGACUUCUAAAGUGUGUGAUUAUUAAUUUAUGGUGGUGGGUAUAGCUAUUUUAUAUCACUACAUCUAUUGACGACAUCUAUUUGCUAGUAUUCUAUGUUCUUUAGCAUGUACAUAUUAUAUGAAUUUGUUUCUUUUAUAGAGCAGAAAUUAAUCUACACUUGUCAAUGUAAGAAAAUUGAGUGCCCUAUAUCUAUUUUUUUUAUCAUUCUGUGAUAUUAAUAAUACUCAUAAAGAACAAAACAUGGUUAUAAUAAUAUUAAAUAAUAAUGAUCCUAAAAUUAUCAAGUACCUACAUAAUUUAAGUACUGUUGGUGUUAACACCAACUAUAAUUUAAUUAUAUGAAUGAAAUAAUUUUAUAAUUUGUUUACUUAUCUCUAUUGUGAAGUAUAGUAUAGUUAAUAAUAAUGUUGGUUUCUCUAAUAAAUC